AUGCCCAACCGUCAACGCCAUAAUCAGAUCCCCGCCUUUAUUUGUUUCCGCAAAGAUGAAGAAGAUGUCCCGGACGUGGUCUAUGUGGACCCAGUUUUCACACCACGAGCUGCCAGAACUCACUCCGCCAGUGUUGUCCUGCCUGUGGAAGGGCUACCAGAAGCCUACACCACAAGAAGAAGUUCCCACACUGGAGUGGUUCGACCUCCCACCUACGGCUUUGCAAGUCUUCGUCCUGGGGACACGCCUUUGCGCCGAUGGCAAAGCAACGAGUCAUCCUCCUCAUCCUCCAACAAGCAACAAACAUUGUCUUCUUCCCCUCCUUGUAUCCCUCGGCGACAAAAGUCAUUCUAUACAAGCAACGUCGCACCAAGCCGAAAGGGUGUCUAA
Messenger RNA from Seminavis robusta, 390 nucleotides. NCBI's taxonomy places the organism in Eukaryota, Bacillariophyta, Bacillariophyceae, Naviculales, Naviculaceae. The record is from the annotation of a GenBank genome assembly.